Molecule: messenger RNA, 2987 nt
Organism: Indicator indicator
Lineage: Eukaryota; Metazoa; Chordata; Aves; Piciformes; Indicatoridae
Gene: LPL
Product: lipoprotein lipase
Exons: 10
Coding region: 117-1613 (498 amino acids)
Biological process (GO): lipid metabolic process
Molecular function (GO): lipoprotein lipase activity; apolipoprotein binding
Source: RefSeq, a predicted model, not a curated record
UUGUAGUUUUUGUGCCACCGUUGUGGUUUUCUUAAAGGAAAAAAAGAAAAACAAAAGCAACUCAGCAAAACCUUAGGCUCGUUUGUUUGUUGUACCGAAACUUUCCUGCUGCGGCAAUGCACAAGGAGAGAGGAGGCGAGAUGGGGAGGAAGGCGGUCCUGGUCGCCGCCUGUCUCUGCCUGCGCUGGGUGGCUGUUCUCGGUGCCGCUCCGGCCGCCGGUGCAGAAGCUGAGACCAAUUUUAAGGGAAUUGAGAGCAAGUUUUCCUUACGGACACCUGCAGAGCCUGAUGAGGAUGUCUGCUAUCUGGUUCCUGGACAGGUGAACAGCCUGGCACAGUGCAACUUCAACCAUACCAGUAAAACCUUCGUGGUGAUCCAUGGGUGGACGGUGACAGGAAUGUAUGAAAGUUGGGUCCCGAAGCUGGUGGAUGCUUUAUACAAGAGGGAACCUGAUUCAAACGUCAUCGUUGUAGACUGGCUGGUUCGAGCUCAGCAGCAUUAUCCAGUGUCUGCUGCGUACACGAAGCUGGUGGGAAAGGAUGUUGCUAUGUUUAUUGAUUGGAUGGAGGAACAAUUCAAUUAUCCUCUCAACAACCUCCACUUGCUGGGGUACAGUCUAGGUGCUCAUGCUGCUGGCAUUGCUGGGAGCCUGACCAAGAAGAAAGUGAACAGAAUUACUGGACUGGAUCCAGCUGGUCCUACCUUUGAGUAUGCUGAUGCCGUUACCCGUCUCUCCCCUGACGAUGCUGACUUUGUGGAUGUCCUGCACACAUACACUCGAGGCUCUCCAGACCGUAGCAUUGGGAUCCAGAAGCCUGUUGGACACAUUGAUAUUUAUCCUAAUGGUGGAGGCUUCCAGCCGGGUUGCAACUUGGGAGAAGCACUCCGUCUGAUUGCUGAAAAAGGCUUUGCAGAUGUGGAUCAGCUAGUGAAAUGCUCCCAUGAACGAUCCAUCCACCUCUUCAUUGACUCCCUACUCUAUGAAGAGAAGCCCAGCAUGGCCUACCGCUGCAACACAAAGGAGGCCUUUGAGAAAGGUCUCUGCCUGAGCUGCCGGAAAAACCGCUGCAAUAAUUUGGGUUACAAGGUCAACAGAGUGCGAACGAAGCGGAACACUAAAAUGUACUUGAAGACUCGUGCUCAGAUGCCCUAUAAAGUCUUUCAUUACCAGGUCAAGAUCCAUUUCUUUGGGAAGACUAAUAUAACCAAGACAAAUCAGCCAUUCCUAAUCUCUCUCUAUGGAACUCUAGAUGAGAGUGAAAACAUUGCAUUCACACUGCCAGAAGUCUCCUCAAACAAGACCUAUUCCUUCCUGAUUUACACAGAAGUGGACAUUGGUGACCUACUUAUGCUGAAGCUGCAGUGGGAGAAAGACACCUUCUUCAGCUGGUCAGACUGGUGGACUCCUUUUACAUUUGAUAUCCAGAGAAUCAGAGUGAAGUCAGGAGAAACUCAGAAAAAGGUAGUGUUCUGUUCACGAGACGGCACCUCGCGCCUCGGUAAGGGAGAAGAGGCACCGGUGUUUGUGAAGUGCUCCGAGCAGCCUGCCGACAGAAAGAGAGGACGUGCCAAGAAAACAUCUAAAGAAAAUUCUGCUGAUGAAUCUGCCUAAGUGACAAAACUGAAGAGAUUUUCCCUCUCUGCCCUGCCAUGCCGGGGAGGAGGAGAAUCUGUUCAUCCCUGUGGACUGGAUGUUCAGAACCAAAUAUAUAGAAAUAUUUAUCUGCUGAUGGCUCUUUGCCUGCUAUUCCUAGCUAUUUUAGGAGACUUUUUAUAAGGAAGUCCCAGUAUACAAAGUUACUAACCAUAAAGACACAUUAUUCAAAUAGUUAAAAACAAAAAGAAAACUGCAAAACUUGCCAAAGGCUUGAGUGCUGAGAAGGAAUAGGUAAUUUUGCUUAAUCAUGGUGCCUUAUGACAAGGUUUCUUGACCUCAAAGUUUUCUAGUAUUUAUUGAAAAGAAACAAAGCCCUUCAUGUGGCUUUCUUUUCGUCAGUUUUCUGAAACUUUUUACUGCCUUGGAUGACUGAAUUUUCAGACAGUGGCUAGACUUCAUUGUCUUAGUGUGCAUUUAGCAAAUGAGUAGGUUUCUCAUGUGAGAAAAACCACCUUUGUGUGUAUUACUAAAAGGUGCCACAGACUGACUUAGUAUGGGGAUGUGUUUUCUAGUUUGUGGUUGUGUUUUACGUGGGGGUAGAUGCCAGUGCUGCUUAGCAAUAGAUAUGAUCUGUUAAGCUAUAUACCUCUAUGCAGCUUAUCCUGGAAUAAAUAGCAGUUGUAGGGGAAGUAACAGUGUCCUGUGCAGGCAUUCAGCUUUUCAUUCCUUCAAAAUGAAAACACCUAGCCUUUAACACAGUUAAAGAACUACGAAGGAAUUGAGCUACCAGAAACAGCAGGAAACUUUUCCCCCCCCCACUGGCAGUUGGUCUGCUCUUUGACACUAAAUAUCAGUCGUGCAGCUCAGUGCCUGCAGUAUUGCAGUCUUCAGUGCAAGUGAAUCCACGUGACAGGUGACAAGCAGGCUUAUGUUUCCCUGUACUGGAAUUGUGACUGCCAGUGACCCACCUUAGUUUGUUGCUUGGCUGUGAUAUAGUGCCAGAUCCUAGGAGCUGCUUGGUUUUCUGACAUACGAUAGAAUUGAGCAAGGAGCAGGAGCUGUGACAGCUGCUGCUUUUAAGAAGCCUGGUUGUGUGAUGUGCAAGAGUAAAUGCUCUGAAGAAACACUGAAAUUAGGCAUGCUGCAAGUUGUCAGAAACAGAUAUAUUGUAGGCAUUCUGCUUCCCCUUUAAGCAACACGAUUUUUCUAGUGCUCUGAAAUGUUCAGUAGUCCUUUUUUAACUCUCUAGAAGAUAAUGUACUGGGGAGGCAGAGGUGUAGUGUGAGCUAUUGAUGCUGGGUUUUGUAGUCUUUCCUGCAUGUGCAAGGCAGUGUGGAGGUAGUGAUUUUUCCAACAUCAUCCCAUUUUGAAACUGAAGCCAACAUGUAU